Molecule: messenger RNA, 4081 nt
Organism: Anopheles moucheti
Lineage: Eukaryota; Metazoa; Arthropoda; Insecta; Diptera; Culicidae
Gene: tau
Product: microtubule-associated protein tau
Exons: 8
Coding region: 1-2685 (894 amino acids)
Biological process (GO): microtubule cytoskeleton organization; neuron projection development
Cellular component (GO): neuron projection
Molecular function (GO): microtubule binding
Source: RefSeq, a predicted model, not a curated record
AUGGACGUGCGUACGGUAAGCUACGUGUCAGAUGGAGUUGAGCAAGCGAUGGAGUUAAGCCACCUGCAAACGAAGCAGGCGGGUGGGCGAAGCGAACGCAGUAUCUCUGGCUCCGAACCUUCAAAGCAACCGUCAGCAACCGGUGGGCCAAACCUUUAUGCGCCCAGUGUGGUUAGCUCUCAGCUGCGUCCACAGCCCGUCGCGACUGUACCGACGCCGGCACCUGUCCCCGUGCCUGUUCCCGUUUCUAUACCUCCGGCACGUUCAUCCCAACCUCCGCAGCAGGUCCGCUUUACUUCUGAACCCCGUGCCGAGGUUAAGUUUGCCCCAGCGGCACCGCUAAAGACUCCACUCGUGCGUCCCUUGCUACCGGCACAGCAACCACAGCUUCAGCAACAUCCACGCGACCUAGCAGCACCUGCCGCCGUCCAUCCGGCACCGAUUACACUCCGCCAGCCCAUCGUCCUCCAGCAGGCCCCUUACGCAAUGGACCCUGUACGACCCAAUCCCGGUAUGCCCCCCGGGGCACAGAUGAUGCGGCCCCCGGUCAACGUUGGUCCACCGCGGACGGGAACACCCACACAACCACAGCCACCCCGCCCGGGGGGUAUGUACACCGGUCCACAUCAACCACCAGGCGUCCCCAUGCCCAUGCGGCCACAAAUGCCACCGGGCGCUGGUGUUCCUGGGAUGCAGCCAGGCAUGCAACCGCGACCUCCGUCGGCCCAGGGCAUGCAACGUCCACCCAUGAUGGGGCAGCCGCCUCCAAUCCGGCCGCCCAACCCGAUGGGAGGCCCACGGCCAACCAUUUCGCCCCAAAAUUCGAACCUCGGCGGAGGAAUGCUGCCGGGUAUGGGAGGACCCAGACCACCGAUGCCCAUGCAGGGCGGCGGAGGAGUGGGUGGCCCCGCUGGACCUCCACAGGGUAUGAGACCGAACUUCUACAACCGUCCCAUGGGGCCGGGAGAUCCGAGCAGGCCACCGUCCGGCAUUGACAUGGGUGGACCAGGGGGUGGAAUAGCUGGAGGACCUCCAUCAUCUGCGACUCCGUCGGUCGACGAUGAUGAGGACGUUGUGAUUGGGCGAGUUUCAGCGGACAGCUCUUCGGCGCUGAACAGUCCCAAUCCCGCGAGAGCUCCUUCGCGUAACUUUAACAUGCCCGGGCCACCGUCGGCGACGGGAGUGGAGCGGGAGAAGUCGAUUCCGUCCCGACCGCCAUCCGUCGCAGGCAACUACGGUAAGCCCGGUUCGAACGAGUUUGAGCUCGACAGUGCAUCUGGCAGGCCGCUUCAUGCGCUGAAGGACUUUAUCAACAAGGAUCCUUCCCGGCCGGGUCAAUCGCCCACCCAAUCACCUUCGCCCGGCAGUCAACAGUCCCUGUCGCCAGCGAACACGGACGAGAACUUCAGCUAUCGGCCCGGGCCAAAGCCAGCUUCCGGUCAACCACAGUACAAGCUGCAACCACCACCUGGAACCCGUCCCAACGUGCAAAGCCCUUCGGCGACCGGUCCGGGUGGUCGUUCCGAGGGGGACAAAGUUACCUUCCAGAUACCGAACGGCGGUGCCAGAGAAGGGUCCCAGGAGUGGAACUCACGAUCGAGACCGCCACAGCAGCACAUGGUCCGGACUGGACCGAAAUCUUUAACGGCCGAUCACAAAGGUGACAACGAUAGCGGCGUUGACGAGUACACUCAGGAAAAGGAUCGUCCCAAUGCGCUAGCAUCGCCAGCGUCGCCACUGAAGUCACCGAGCAAGAUACCGGGACUAGCCAGAAGACCGGAGAACAUUUCGUCCGAAACCCGAUCGCGGAGCACCUCGAAGCAGCGCGCCAACGCGAAAACACCGGAAACGCCCUCCGAGCAGCCGCUAAUUAAAAAAGUACCAAUGAACAAAAUACAAGUCGGUGGGACACCAUCUCCGAAUCUGAAGGUCGUCAAGUCGAAGAUUGGGUCGCUGGAAAACGCCAGCCACAAACCGGGCGGUGGCCAUGUGAAGAUCGAAACGAAGAAAGUCGACAUAAAGGCGGCACCACGGAUUGAGGCGAAAAAUGAUGCGUACGUGCCGAAGGGUGGCGAUAAGAAGAUUAUAAGCACAAAGCUGCAGUGGAACGCAAAGCCGAAGAUCGGUUCGAUGGACAAUGCGAGUCACAAGCCGGGCGGUGGCGACAAGCGUAUCGAGUCGAUCAAGACCGACUUCAAGGAGAGGGCAAAGCCCAAAAUUGGUUCCAAGGACAACAUUACGUACAAACCGGGUGGCGGUGACAUAAAGAUCGUACACCAGAAGCUAGACAUCAAGGCGGAAAGUAAGAUCGGUUCGCUGGACAACCUUAAACAUAAGCCGGGCGGUGGCGAUAAGAAAAUAUUCGACGACAAGGAGUAUCUGAAGAACAUCGAGCAUCCGAUCACGCCAAGUCCUUCCACACAGCGUUCCUCGUCGAUGCGCCGGAUGACGGCGAGCGUGUCCGGGGUGGAUCUGUGUCGCAGCAUUGACUACGAGCCGGUACGAGCACCUCCAUUAGCGACCGCAUCACUCACCGCCUCGCUGUCGAUUCCGUCCGAGUGUAUCGUACUGUCCGUGGCCAAUGAACCGAGUCCCGAGCGGAAGGUGCAGAAGCUAGAAUCGGCCCCAUGUUUCAUACGAAAGGAUGGUCGCGCCAUACACCCGAAACCAUUCCGCACUUAUUAAGGAAGGUUAGCGCGUGAAUGUGGGGGAAACUUUACAAAAUUAAACAGUCACGACAUUGGAAACCAUAUUACGCGUAAGAAAACUCACUCAACCGCCAUAGGAUGCUUAUUACAAAUCGAAACAUAUCUCGAAAGGCGAAUCGAUGUUUACCGAAACAGUGUACAAACUAAACACCUAAAACCUUCUCUUCCACGCUCCAGCGCCAAUUGCCAUGGCUCGCAAAACCAUUCCAUUAAGCAGACCAUAUAGGGUUACCAAGUCUCUCAGUAGUUAGUUUAGCGUCAUAGACAACGGAUAUCCCAUUUGUUAUGCUUUGUUUGCAUGUGUGCAAACGUCUGUAGUUUAGACAAAAAAACUGUGCUAUUUGUAGCGUUACUUCCAUAAGCAAACACCGCCAGGAUCUUCCCACUGAACAAAAUCUAGUUCCGAAUUCUAGCACUUGCCCUGAAGAUAGUGUACAAACGAAAAUCGGACCAAAACCACAAACGACAUCCUGAACAUCUUUUCCCAGUUGAGAGAAAAUUUGAAAUCAGAACCGGAGAUGAGUGAAACGGAAUUAAAAAAAAAGAAACACACAAACAGAUUAGACAAACCAUUACUUCGCCACUGUUUUCGGUAACUGAAAACAGGGCGAUAAGUAAAAGGAAACGACAUCGGUAAUUGAUACUCUGACGAGUUUCAAUCUCGAUCACAACGACAAAACUAACAGUCAGAUUUAAAUCGUUAUGCCUUAAGGGCAUAAGAAAAGAAACAAAUAAUCCAAUCGAGAAACAAUCGAAAGGACGAGGCACAGUUGGGCACUCAAUAGCGUACGAGAGGUAGAGUAGCACUAGGACCCUCCCUAUGGUACGGUUGUUAGUAAAUUUGUUUUACAUACUCUCCCUACAUUGUGUAACAUCUGCAGGCAACGGUUUUCGACAAGCAAAAGUCACAUUUAACCAGUGAAACACUUAAAACUCUACAUAAUACUCUCCCCCACCAUAGUGCAGGAAUGCAUUCCUCUUCGAACGCCAUCUAUUAGGGAUUCUUUCACAGAGCCAAGCAAAACUGCACACCUCACGAUACGGCAAAAAGGUUAAUGGAAACUAGAACACGAGGAUUAGUUUUUUUUAUUGUAUAGCGAUGCAAGAUGUUAGUACGUUGUUUCGUCCGUUUGUUUGUUCCUUCCUUUCUUUUGUUGUUCUCAUCAUGACGCGCGCGCACGCAUCUAUUGUUCUGUUCUUCUUCUUUUGUUUCUUUACUCCCCGAUAGUUCAAUGUUGUUGUCGCGUUGGCAUUUGAUUAGACUUUCGGUUUUGUUUUUCUUUUCUAUAAUCAAAAGCAAAAUAAAUAUCAAAUACAAAACGAAUUGUAUUCAGAACACGCGUAAUCUAUUGUUUCUUUUUUUUUUCUCUCUC